This is a messenger RNA of Penicillium arizonense, 2064 nucleotides long. Its product is annotated as Zn(II)2Cys6 transcription factor domain-containing protein. Gene Ontology annotation, molecular function: DNA-binding transcription factor activity, RNA polymerase II-specific; zinc ion binding. The coding region runs from base 1 to 2064 and encodes 687 amino acids. NCBI's taxonomy places the organism in Eukaryota, Fungi, Ascomycota, Eurotiomycetes, Eurotiales, Aspergillaceae. The record is from RefSeq and is a predicted model, not a curated record. The transcript has 2 exons. Gene Ontology annotation, biological process: regulation of DNA-templated transcription.
AUGGAUUCUCACGCCCCGGAACCGUCUAACAAACGGCCCCGGUCUCCCACCGCCGAUCAUGUUGCCUCGUCGAAAGUCCAGAAAACCCUCUCGAGCCACCUGCAGAUCAACUACCUCGCGCGCCAAUACCCGGAUAAUCUCCCGCUGGUUUCUGUCGAUGAUACCAUGCCCGCGAUCAUUCAUCUGCUCGGUGAAUACGACGGCGUGCUACACCGCCAUGAAAGCAUCGCCGGCAAUCUUGGCGCAUGUCCGCUGGGCCCGAUCUUGAUCAAGCGAUUCGAGCGUCUAUUCGAUGGCCCGCCGCAAGUUCUCAAGUCGCAUGGCAAGGACGGUCCCACGGUGACCUGGCUGGAUGUGGUUGAGUUUGCGAAGAAUAAGCCGGAGCAGUUCAACCUAGAGAAGUCGCGCAAUGGUGUAAGAGUGUGUCAGUUUUACACCAAGCAGUGUCGCGUGGAGAUCAGUGAGGAGGAUUUCGUCUUGAUUGCCUCUGGCAUGCCCCAGAAGAUGAUCCCGCCCCAGCCUAUCAUCGAGGAUGAGGAGAAGGAGUUGGGUGCGCUGGAGAUUCUUGAGAAGAACUUGCAGCAUAUCACUCAGAUGGCUGAUCAGGUGUCUGCUCGAGCUAGACAGCUUAACCAUCGUCUGAAGAAUCGCCGUAACGCGAUUGUUACUCGCCGAGAGAACGAUGCCACUCUGCAUUCGUCAACUCAACCGAGCGCCGACAUCUGGCGUGAUCCCAACGUCUAUGGCCCAGGCAAUGGUGCUGCAUCCUCUCAUGCCUCCACAGCUGGUUUCCUCGCCGUCAACGCCCACCGUCCUGAAGGCGAGCACGAAGAGAACCCACUCUCGUCACAGUUCAUGUUCUCCCACUCCAAUACGGAUAAUGUAACUAUGAUCAAUGGGACCUCGAUAAAAGGCGCCUCUCCCACUACUCGCGCAGACCUGAUGAAGAAGUUCUUCACAACAGCAGACCGCCAAGCCCGCGGUUACGACGACACCGGCGCACCCCCAGCGCACCCCCAACCACGCCCUCGACCUCGCAUCUCCGAUUCAGCAGACUUCAGCCCCUACACCGCCGCCACCGCAGUCCCAGUCGCCAUCCCAAGCACGCCCUCCUCCCUCCUCCCCCCACCAAAAGCAACCCACCAAGAAAAAGACGACGGUGGUCCCUUCAAGCUCGAAAUGAUCGCCCGCAUGGAAGAACUCCAGCGCGGCGAGCGCGUCAUCCCACCCUGCGACCGCUGCCGCCGUCUCCAUAUGGAUUGCCUUAAGAACUUAACUGCCUGCGUAGGCUGCACUAAGAAACACGCCAAGUGUUCCUGGCGCGACGUCAAGGAAGACGAAGUCGCAGCAAUGCGCGCAUCAACCACGACCGCCUCCGUCUCCCACGACCGCAUGGAAACAGACCGUUCCAGCGCAAACAUCACCCCACCCCAAUUCGGUCUCGGUCCCUUGCCUCCCAUCUCCGCGGAACGUGAACGUAUCCGCGAACAACCCUUUGAUUCCGUCGCAGAUGCUAAUUCCUACUACAACGGUCGACGCGAGUCCGCCCCUUCUGCUCCAAACCCUGUUCCUGGUUCUAAAGUUCCCAUGGAAUUACCCUCGACGGAUAACUCGCCUCGUCGUGCUGUUAGCGAGACGGAGGGGAGGGGCCGGGAUCAUCCUGAUCGUCGUGUUCCCGCUGCUGCUCGUGUUCCUCGGCCUGAGGAGGAAGAUCCUGAUGCGAAUCAGCGUUUGAUGCAGGCUAUUCUUGAUACGGUUGAUCAUCAUACUCGUGUUGCGGCUGCUGUGCAGGAGAAGGAACGUGGUGCCGAGCGCGCUGUGGAGAACCCGAGCUCGAACCAGAGCUCGAACUCGAGUGUGGGUGGUCCUGUACCGGUUUCUGGCGUUGCUGCUCUUGAUGUCACUGCUGGUGCUGGUGCUGGUGCUGGUGCUGGUGCUGGUGCUGGCCCUGGUGCUUAUCCUCAUUCUCACUCUCACUCCCAUUCUCACUCUCAAGCGCGGAAGGUAGACGAUCAUGACCAUGACCGAGAUCGUGACCGGGACCGUCGCAUGGUCCAGGCAUAG